Syngnathus typhle (broad-nosed pipefish) is the source of this 1291-nucleotide messenger RNA. RefSeq names its product arginine/serine-rich protein 1 (gene rsrp1). The transcript has 5 exons. Bases 201 to 1100 code for a protein of 299 amino acids. Lineage: Eukaryota; Metazoa; Chordata; Actinopteri; Syngnathiformes; Syngnathidae. The record is from RefSeq and is a predicted model, not a curated record.
UCCACUAGGUGGGAUCAUUCUCUGCAGCACGUCGACGACACUGGUCAAUUGCAUUUAACAGAAACGGUCCGAUUUCUUCACUUACUUUAUAAGAAUCAGAAUAAGAAACUUUACUUUAGAAAAGACGAUUAUACUCUACGUUGGUUAUAGUCGUUCCGGGUUUCAACUCAAGCGACAGUUUUAACUGCUUCUGCAAGACAAUGGCCAAGGGAGAAGACGCUCACCUUGCAAUGGCUCAGGUUCAUCAGAGUGAUGGCUCUAGCGUGAUUUUUAAUCAGUGCAGCCCCUCAUCCUACUACUCCAGAAAUAGUUAUGAAAGCAGCCCUUCCCUAUCUUCUGGCAGUGACAGGGGGCGUCACAGAUCUUCAUCAUCCAGCAAUAGUUCCUCUCGUUCCAGGUCCCGCUCUCAUCCUCGCUGCCACAGACAUUCUCACUGUCGUAGCCAUCGAAGACACCGCCACUCGGCACGCCGGCACAGAGCACACUCCCGAUCCUAUAGUCGCUCACCCUCACUAGACAGGUAUCACGGGCACCGUCGAAGGUCCACUUCCAGAUCUCGCUCCAGGUCUUCAUUUGCUGGUGGGAGGUGCAGCAAGAGUCGUCUUAACAGGUUUCCCAAAUCACAGUCCAGAGCCUAUAGAAGCCCAUCAAGAUCUUCUGGAAGUUCAAUCAGCCUGAGCUUGGAAGAUAAAAGAGAACUUCUUAAAGCUGCAAAGACCAAUGCCAUGAAGCUGCUAGGAGUGGGGAAACUGGAGAUUCCUGAUAGUGUGAAACCGAUCCUGACAGAUGAGCUGGAGGAGCCACGAAGGUUGCUGCCAAAGUUUGAGCCAAGGGUGAGAUCGCACCCUGAAAAGACAUCACAGAGCGAUGAAGCGGAGGCCACCAUCAUCAGCCCAAAGAUGGCCGCAAAACCCAAAACCAUCACUUUCAGCAUCAAUAAUUGUGUGGCAAGACCAGGCAUAAUGGUGCCAUGUGAGCCUAAGGUAACAGCGCCCACAGUGGACAGCUAUGAAAGCACUAAUCCCUAUGGCCACUGGGUCCCAGUCGUGUCCAGUCAGUCUGCCAGGCCACGGAAGCAAGUGCGCAAGAAGUCACGUUAGGAUAGACCACAACCGAGAGACCAUACUGCAUGUACUGUAAAUAAUUUGUACAUAUGCGCAAUCAUUUUUUCAUCGUGACAUUUUCUUUCAGAUUUAAAUUGGAAGAGGUGACGAAAUCAUUCAGGUGGGAUUAGUUUAUUCCCCGAGUCAUGUACCUAUGUUCAAAUAAAGUAUUUAUUGAUGAAAAGAAA